Ostrinia furnacalis (Asian corn borer) is the source of this 2690-nucleotide messenger RNA. Its product is annotated as zinc finger protein 492. Gene Ontology annotation, biological process: regulation of transcription by RNA polymerase II. The transcript is spliced from 2 exons. NCBI's taxonomy places the organism in Eukaryota, Metazoa, Arthropoda, Insecta, Lepidoptera, Crambidae. Gene Ontology annotation, molecular function: DNA-binding transcription factor activity, RNA polymerase II-specific; zinc ion binding; RNA polymerase II transcription regulatory region sequence-specific DNA binding. The record is from RefSeq and is a predicted model, not a curated record. Bases 110 to 1480 code for a protein of 456 amino acids. Gene Ontology annotation, cellular component: nucleus.
CUGUCAAAAGAAAGCUGACUGCAUGAGCGGAGCGUGUACUUUUCGUAUUUCUUAUCAAAAAAUAGUUUUUACUUAGAAAUUCAGCCUGGAAAACCCAUAAACUUUCAACAUGAGUAGAGAGAUAGAUGUGAAGGCGUUGGUCUCCCAUUUGGUGCGUGGAGACGGUGCAAACAAAUGUCGAAUAUGUAUGGGCGAUACGUCGGAAGGCCAAGUUUUCCUAGAAGAUACCGUGAUGAUGGAUGGGGAGAGAUCAGUCACCCUUGCUGAUCUCCUGGAGUUGAUCACAGGCAUCGAGGUACCAGAGGCAGCGUACCUGCCUCAAGGCCUUUGCUCAGUAUGCACUGGAUCAGCGGUAGCCGCUGUUAACUUCUCCGCACUCUGCAAGAAGGCAGGCGACCAAUGGAACUCGAUGUUGCAACUGCUAAGCAACCUCCCAACUCCAGAAACGGUGUCCGAUAGAAGCACAAAGCUCUAUGCCUUCAUAGAAGGUAACGAGAUGAUGAUUACAACAAAUAUAGACUUGGAAGAAAACAGUACGGAAGAGGACGUUCAAAAUGGUCUUGUCAAGGAGAAAUCUCGCAGUGUAACACCGGUUCUUGUUAAAGAAAAAACCCGCAAACGGUACAAAAAAUUGAAAUGCUUCUGUCCGAUGUGUCAAAAAGAGUUCCGAUACGCUGAGCACUUGUCACAACACUUGAAAUACUCGUCGGACUACAAGAGAGCGUGUCAUAUUUGCGCUAAAAUAAUGCCUAGGAACGAUAUGGUGGAACAUUUACACGUCUAUCAUAAAACAAAACUGUACGCAUGUAAAAAAUGUCCUGCGCUAUUUUUGUCUAAGAUUAAAUAUUUAAGACAUGUCGAAGCAGAUCACGCUAAAGGAGCUUGCACGUGUGGAGACUGUGGUCGCAGUUUCCAAACGAAUCAUGCGUACGUUGCUCACCACAACAUGCAUCUUUUGAAAACAUGUCCAGGCUGCGACAAGGUGUACCGUAACCAGCCAUGCUACAUCCACCAUGUUCGAACAUGUUGCAAUUUGGACAAGAACCGCCAAGAUACGAUCAGAACUAAAAACAAAGUGACUAUUGAAGUAAAAAAUAAGUUGAGCAGAAAAAAGGUCCGGGUCGGACUGAGAGGCAGUGCUCAAAAUGAGUGCAUUUGCGACUACUGCAAUAAAAAGUUUGCUGGAAAGAAGUUUGUGAACGCUCACAUCCAAAUAGUGCAUCUUAAGAACACGCACACACCAUGCCCACACUGUGGGAAGUCAUUUGCAGCUGCUCACAUGUCUUCUCAUUUAAAAAGUCACGAAAAAUCCAUGUACAAAUGUGACAUCUGUUGCCUUGUCUUGAAAACACGACUGGGCUACACACAGCACUUACGUUUACACACUGGAGAGAAGCCUUAUCUUUGUAGUCAAUGCGGAGAAACGUUCUCUGCUUCGUCAAGGAGGUCAGAGCACAUUAGAAAGAAAGCACAGCGCUGAUAAUUUGAACAAACAUGCUUGUCAUCUUUGUCCGGCUAGAUUUCCUUUCCCAUUUAAAUUGAAGAGGCAUAUAUCAGACGUUCACAGCGACCCAAUCGAUGAAAACGCGUUAUUUGAAUGCCCUGAAUGUCAGGAAAAAUUCAAAACGUGCAGAGGGCUGGUUCAUCAUAGCAGAAAACACCAGAAAGGAUUCAUUCGAAGACCUAGAAAGAUAAUUAUUCCGAUUAAAGUUUUUGCUAAAGGAGACGAAGUGGAAGUUACAAAUAUUGACUGAAUGACAUUUUUACAUUUUAUAAAUAUUUUGUAUUGUUUUUGUUACAUUUUUCUACUAUUAAAAUUAAUAUAAUGACCACACCAAAUACCUACCUGGUGUACUAAAUUGCUCUUUUUUUCUACUGUAUAUUUUGAUAUGCUAUUAUUUGAAAAGAAACCUGUUUUCAAUUUUAUGUUUGCCCUAUCUAAACGCACUCUACUGAUGAUGCGUUGUGUAUUAUGUAAUUUACUCUAUUUACUUUAUUAAUCCUUCAUGAUCAUGAAAUAGUAGGUAUGUACUAUUACUAUCUCGCUUAAAGAAAGCCUAGAUUGUAACUGAUUUAUGUGUCUGCAUGAGUUUCUCUUGACAUUUUUGAUGAGUAAAUGUUUAACUCACUAACCUUAUUGUAUUUAAUAAUUUUGGGUACAUGCCACAAUAUCUAUUCUGGUCGUAUAGGAAAAUUAUCUGCAGCUACUUAUACAAGCAUUGUAAAAAUUACCAUACAAUGCUGGUGUAGAUCACUAGUUAGGUAAUUUUAGAAGUUGUUUUUUAUUUUUGUAUCUGCAACGUUGAAAAUCGUCUGAUAUUUAGCCUAAUUCUUGUUUCGUAUUGUGGUUAUUAUUAUUGUUCCUGACCAAAAAUGUGACCCCAAUUUUCCAUGGCCCCAGCCAGGUCUUUACUUACUUGUCCAAGCAUCUUAACGAUUGGACAAGUAAUGCCUCAGCAUUUUGUUACUUAAAGCCUACCCACCCAUCUAAUACUUGAUAUUUCCUCCAUGACCGUAUAUAAACUCCCUCUUACAAGAUUACUUGCCGAUAUAAAUGUCAAAGAUUCACUAGUAAAGGCCUUCACAGGGCACUUACAAGUCCCAAAUAUAGCAUCUCUAACCACCUUGAAAAAGCGGACAGAAUAAACCAUACAACCGAGAUUGGACAUUGGCUGAGUGACAGGAACGUU